AAUAUAAUAUUCUCUCUCUUUCCCUGCGCAGUUACCGUUCGUGUUGAUAACUAUAUCAACAUGUAGAUGCAGUGAGUGUGUGUGUUUUUUUUUAUACCGUCAAUUACUAUAUUUAAAUAGAAAUUAACCACUACGAUGCGCCUACGAGCAGCUUUAGAAGGGCGAUGACACUCGGCUCGGUUGCUGUGCUGGAUGUGUGUGCGUUCGUUUGUGAUGUGAGACGAUUGUUCACCGUUGUGGGCGUUGUACUGGUGUUGCCGAACAACCGUCAGAAUGGAUACGAACUGCAAUGCCAAGGAAUUGGGCUCGUUUCCAAACAGAAGGAAGCCACAAAAUUCCGAUGGCGGCACUACCUUGAACAGCACAUCUACUACCCAAUUUGACUACUCUGUACCUGAAAAAGUGUCUUCCGUAAAAUACAAUCGAGCUACUACGAUGAAAGAAUACGAAGAACAGCUGGAAGCGUUAAGAACUGAAAAUUACAACUUGCGGUUGAGAAUUUACAAUAUGGACGAAAAGAUUAACGACGAAAAAAAUUGUACAAAAAAGAGCCACUCUACGACAAAAGUGAGUUUUGACGAUCAGCAGUGUGAGUCGUCGGAUCUCAACGAUAGUCACUCCGAAAAUGACAAAGAUUUGAACUGCUUAGAAUUUAAUGUGAAAGAAAAUAAAUGUUGCAAUGUCAACAUAAGAGCUUUCAAAACGAUACAAGAGCUGUUGAAAGUGAACAAAAGAAUAAUGAAAAUAAACUGCCAGCUCAAAAAACAGCUCGAAACCAAACUCGCGUCGAAUAAAACCCAAGUCGACUCUCUGGACAACUCCAGUAGUUGCAAGUGCGAUGGGUCGUCUACACAUAGUUCUAAAAAAGACACUACUGGCAAAAUGUGUACCGAAAUAUCGGAUCUGCAAACGGAGUUGAAUGAAAAGCGAUUGGAGAUAACCCAAUUGCAGUCGCAGUUGGAUUCGUUAAAACUACUCGAGUCCGAGGAAAUCCUAUCGUUGCGCUCAAAACUCGUGCUGAAAGACACAGAAAUAAACAAGCUUAAUCAACAAGUGAAAAAACUGCACUACAAUCUCCAGGAACUAGUCAACACAGAGUUGUGGGAAAAGAACAAGGAAAUCUCCAAGUUGAUAUUGAAAGAAGCCGAACGAAAACAGUUGGUCGAUUCGGCUAGUAAAAAUGUGGUCGCACCUACGCCGUCCGUUGGCGAAGGUCAGUGUAAAAUGAUUUAUGACGCUAUCGAAAACGGCGACGGUCAACAGUUGAUGUCGUACACGGAAGUCAAUCAGCUCAUCGAGAAGAUUGGCAACUUGUCGACGAUACUUCAAACCAACGACGACACGUGCGCGACCAACGGUUACGAACAAUUGCGAAAUCGUUGCGCACAAGCCUCGGAAGAGCUGGAAGCGUUGAAGUGGAAACAAAAAGAAACGGCCAAGUUGUGUGCAAAUCUGUCGACUCAUCUCGACGAGCUGUCUGUGUUUUUGGACGUGGUCGGUACAAAUUUUUCCGAAUCCAAAAGCUUGAAAAACGAAAUACACAGGAUGGUCAAGCGCAAUCAGCAAAUUUCCAAAACCCUGGUCGAACUGUGUUUCAAGGGCGGCUCGUCCGGCGUUGGCCACAACGUGCCCGUCCUUCCGGACUAUUCGGAGAUCAACUUUUUCAGCUGCGACGAAAUGUCCCCGUCCGAGGAAGUGGCCAGGAGCGCCGAGCGAACGACGAGCAUUUUUGGCAAACACUUUGGCACCGAUUCAAUAGAGACACGACAACACGACAGUUCCCAAGACGAGCUGAGACGUAGCGAAAUUUGCGGGGUCGCAAAAGGAAAAAUUGCCGAUGAACCCAACGGAUCCGAUAACUGGUCAGAACCCGAUAAGCACGUAUCGUCGGCUCGCAUUGGAUUGGCCUGCACGUUUCCAGUACUUCACACCGAAAGCGAUUCGUCGGUGGACAAUCCCAAAGAAAUUAAACACAAACGUCAAAGAAAAUUGUCGAACAACAACCGAGUGUCAAUAAAGAUCACAAAAGAAGAGUACAAAAAACUGAAAUCUGCCUUGCAGUUUUUCACCAAGUAUUCUCGGAUGUUGUUCGAAAACAGUGCUUACGAGAGGGACAUGGAAAAACUGGUGCUGGUCAACUCAUAUCUGAGAGAAAUCAACGAAAAGAACAUGGCCAAAAUACAGCGUUUGACCGGUCAGAUGAAAUCGAACGUGCCGGCAAACUGUGGACAAGACUUAUCGGCGACCGGUGGAGACGAUGCGGUGGAACGGUUGAAAGCCGACAACCGUCUUGUGUGUGCUCAACUGCAGCGGUCCAAAGAAGUGAUCGGCGGGAUGCAACGGCAGUUGGACGUUUGCCGGGCCGCCGAAAGUGAACUGGUGCGGUUCAAGGAGACUUACUGCGCAGAGCUCGGCGCCAAAUUGGAAGCCGAGGUGCAGAACAAGUUUGAUAUUUUCUGCAGGAACUAUGAGAUCCUGUGCUGUCUGGUGGAGAAGACCGUGAUGAAAAUCACCAAGAUGGAGGAAGCCGUGAAACGGCUGUCGGCCAACUGCGACGGUGUGGCUAGGCUCGAGGGCGGUGACGGUGACCCGAACGGCGGUGACGUUGCCGGCCAAUUGGAACACCGGUUGAACAGCGUUACCCAAAUGCUGGAAUCGGCACGCUGUGACAAACAGGAAGCCGACGGUCAUGUGUCGUAUCUGAACGACGUGAUCACGUGCAAGUCCAAGCUGAUCGAAGCCUAUCAGGAGCAGAAGAAAACGCUCGAGAGCAACUUGGCCGAACUGCAGACCGAGCUGAGCGACACGGCCGUAGCGCUGAGCAUGCGUGAACGGGAAAACAAGGAGCUGUAUUUGAUUUUGCUGGAGUACGAAAAGGACAAGGGGAGGGCCGACGCCGAAGCGGUGUCGCAUGCCGAACAGAUGGACCGCGUCAGGGAGGACCACCGGCUGGAGAUGCUCAAGCUCACCGAACAGAUGUACGAGUACCGCAAAGAGGAAGAGGGCACGUUCACGGUGCACAUGAACGUUCUGGACGAGAUACCCAAGCAGAUCGAGCUGCUCAAGCUCAACAAGCAGAAGUGGCAGGAGAUGUUCGAGAAGUCGGAGAACGACAAGAACCACUUCAAGAGCAUGUUGGAGCUGAUACUGAACCUGAACGAGUCGAAGACGCAAUGCUUUGUCGACGGCCAGACGGCCAACCGAAAAGAAACGACCGAUCAAGCGUUGUUUUAACGGAAUACCCGUGUCCGGUCCAAACAUUUCAUUUAACUAACAUGUUUUUUUUUUUUUGGUUUUACAAUCGACCGGGUUUCAACCGUUUUAAUUCUAAUCUUGUCAAUUGUUUAGGUGAUAUUAUUAUUUUUAACGUACAUUUUUUUGUAACACUACUAAUUUGAUAGUAUAUCGUCGAAAUCGUCGCGAACAAUCUACUCUAAACCAAACCCAACGGACAAACAAAAUAAUCGAUCAUUGAUUUUUGUGUUUUUCAUUAUACAUUUUGUUGUUGUUCUCUUUUUUUUAGCAACAAGCAUUUUAUUUUUAUGUGUGUGUGUGUGAUUGUUUUAUUACCUAAUUAGACUGUAUUGUGCCAUAAUUGUUUAGUAUUUAGUAACAAUAGUAGGACUAUGACGACGAAACAUGACAAUUUUUUUGUUUAAUUUAUUUAUUUUUAUACAAGCAACUCGAUGCCAAAGAAACGUGCCAAAUUUUUUAACGAAAAAUAACUUUUUUUUUUUAACUGUACACUACCUACCAUUUUUAUAAUAACCAAACCAUUUAUUAUCAUUUAUAUAUAUAUAUUUUUUUUUUUUUUGUUACUUACAUUUUAAUUUUUUAAUUGUGUUAUUCGUGUGUUGUGUUUUUAGC
Adelges cooleyi (spruce gall adelgid) is the source of this 3867-nucleotide messenger RNA. RefSeq names its product centrosomin (gene cnn). Lineage: Eukaryota; Metazoa; Arthropoda; Insecta; Hemiptera; Adelgidae. Gene Ontology annotation, cellular component: microtubule organizing center. The transcript has 7 exons. The coding region runs from base 274 to 3234 and encodes 986 amino acids. The record is from RefSeq and is a predicted model, not a curated record.